CUCUCACACAGAGGACACGGGUCACUAACAUGCCCAGCACUAGCACAUCAGCGCCGCAGCCUGGUGUCCUAUUGGUCCUCUCCCGCUACACCUGCAGAUAAAAAUACGGCAGCCUGCCAAUUGCAAGCUGCCAUCUGCAUCACCACCAACUUCCUCUACUUACCCACCAGCGCUUCCACUACCUCUUUUGAAAAGCCUCGCUUUCGAGACUUUUUGCUUUGAAAGGAUGUCGUCGGAAAUAAUGGAUGCGUACUGGCAGGCGCCGCCUCUCGCAAGAACAGUUGCUACGGCUGCCUUCAUCACAUCCCUGUCUGUCUUCAUGGGCAUCGUGAGCGGCUACUGGUUCUAUUUCGCGCCAGAUCUCCUGUUCAAGAUCCCGCCUCAGAUAUGGCGUCUCGGGACCAACUUCCUGAUCACCGGUCCUAAGCUUAGCUUGCUCUUUGACCCGUACUUACUGUACACGUACCUCUCUGCCCUCGAGGUCGGCAAUUCCAGGUUCUCCAGACGCGAGGAUCUCAUCUGGUAUCUCAUGUUUGUGUGCACUGUUAUCACGGCGCUCUGCACCUACGUCAUGGGCGGAGGAUGCUUCCUGCCGGCCUUGAUUAUCGCCCUGUGUCGCACCGUCACCCAGGACCAGCGAGGUGUCAAGUCCAACUUCUACUUCAUCACCAUCCCCGCCCAGCUCAGCCCGUUCUGCAUAAUGCUCAUGUCGCUGCUAGACCCCAGCGGGGCAGGGUACUAUACCUUCAUAAUCCAGCUCCAGGGCUUUAUUGCCGCCCACCUGUACGACUUCCUGUCCAGGGUGUGGCCCGAGUUCAGCGGCGGCCGCAACUUGAUUCCCACGCCUGCCUUCCUCUCGCGUCUCGUCCAGACCCCUCGCUUCAACCAGCGCGGCUACGGUACUGCUGUACGCGGUGGCGGAGGUGCCUCGGCCCAGACUUCGGGCAGCAGCACGGGUGUGUCUCGCGGCGGUGGCGUCCUUCCCGACUCGUGGAGGACGAGAGGACCUGGGCAGCGUCUGGGUUGAAGCAUGGUUCGCGGAAGGUUGCAUGAUAGAUAAUCAAUACAUUAGGAAUAAGAGCAU
Molecule: messenger RNA, 1084 nt
Organism: Colletotrichum navitas
Lineage: Eukaryota; Fungi; Ascomycota; Sordariomycetes; Glomerellales; Glomerellaceae
Product: Der1-like family protein
Exons: 3
Coding region: 227-1027 (266 amino acids)
Biological process (GO): endoplasmic reticulum unfolded protein response
Cellular component (GO): endoplasmic reticulum membrane; Hrd1p ubiquitin ligase ERAD-L complex
Molecular function (GO): misfolded protein binding; ubiquitin-specific protease binding
Source: RefSeq, a predicted model, not a curated record